Molecule: messenger RNA, 2074 nt
Organism: Ceratitis capitata (Mediterranean fruit fly)
Lineage: Eukaryota; Metazoa; Arthropoda; Insecta; Diptera; Tephritidae
Gene: CCT8
Product: T-complex protein 1 subunit theta
Exons: 3
Coding region: 116-1756 (546 amino acids)
Biological process (GO): protein folding
Cellular component (GO): chaperonin-containing T-complex
Molecular function (GO): ATP binding; ATP hydrolysis activity; ATP-dependent protein folding chaperone
Source: RefSeq, a predicted model, not a curated record
AUGAUAACUUUGUAGUAGUCAUCCGUCAUUUACAGGCGUGUGUGAGGUUAAAGACGGCAAGUUUUUCAUUCCAUUUGUAUCAAAGCAUUGUUUCUAAAAAAAUCUGUGAACAAAAAUGGCUUUAUCUGUACCAAAAGCUCCAGGAGUAGCUCAAAUGCUCAAGGAUGGCGCUCGUAUGUAUAGUGGUCUGGAAGAGGCCGUCUAUCGUAAUAUCACCGCCUGUAAGGAAUUCGCGCAAACAAUGCGUUCUGCUUACGGUCCCAAUGGCAUGAAUAAAAUGGUUAUAAAUCACAUUGACAAACAAUUUGUUACAAGUGACGCUGGUACAAUAAUGCAAGAAUUAGAUGUAGAACAUCCUGCGGCUAAACUUAUGGUCAUGGGAAGCCAAAUGCAGGAUGCUGAAGUUGGUGAUGGCACUAAUUUCGUUGUGAUCUUUGCGGGGGCUUUGCUGGAAGCCGCUGAGGAGCUAUUACGUUUAGGUAUUACUACCUCUGAGAUUGCUGAUGGGUAUGAAAAAGCUUUGGAAAAAGCAUUAGAAAUUCUCCCUAAAUUGGUUUGCCAUGAAAUCGAAGAUUACCGUGACUUGAACAAAGUCGGUGAGUGCCUUAAAGCUGCAAUUAUGUCGAAACAAUAUGGACAAGAGGAUUUCCUUACCGAAUUAGUAGCAAAGGCAUGUGUUGCAAUAUUGCCUGAUCAAGGUACUUUCAAUGUGGACAACAUUCGUGUCUGUAAAAUAUUAGGCAGUGGUCUAAGUAAAUCCGAAGUUGUGCAUGGUAUGGUAUUCAAACGUUUUGUUGAAGGUGAUAUUACUUGCGUAGAAAAAGCCAAAGUAGCAGUAUUCUCCUGCCCCAUCGAUAUCAUACAAACUGAAACAAAGGGAACAGUUUUGAUCAAAUCUGCCGAUGAGUUAAUGAACUUCUCAGCUGGAGAAGAAAAUUUGUUGGAAUCCCAAAUUAAGUCUCUAGCAGAUGCUGGAAUUAAGGUAGUCGUUUGUGGCGGUAAAGUGGGUGAUAUGGCAUUGCAUUUCCUGAACAAGUAUAAUUUAAUGGCAGUCCGUCUAAACUCCAAAUUCGAUUUGCGCCGUCUGAGUCGUACAGUGAAUGCCACAGUUCUGCCUCGCAUCACUACGCCCACUAACGAAGAGUUGGGAUAUUGCGACAAGGUUUGCGUUGAAGAAUUAGGCGGUACAACGGUUGUAGUUUUUAGAAAUACGGGCAAAGAUGCGCGCAUAUCUACAAUUGUUAUUCGUGGCGCAACCGAUAACUUCAUGGAUGAUAUUGAACGCGCAGUAGACGAUGGAGUAAACAACUUUAAGUGUUUGACCCGUGAUGGACGUUAUUUGCCAGGUGCUGGUGCGACAGAAAUUGAAUUGGCUUCCCAAUUGGCUGUCUACGCCGAUACUUUGCCUGGUCUUGAACAAUAUGCCGUACGUAAAUUCGCUACUGCCCUGGAGGUAUUCCCAAAAGCCCUAGCUGAAAACUCCGGCGUGAACGGUACUGAAGUUGUGAAUGCAUUGUAUCUGGCGCAUAAAAAAUCAACUGGAAAAAAUAUUGGUUUCAAUAUUGAGACUGAGAAAGCAGAUACAAUUGAUGUGACUACAACACAGGUCUUCGAUCUAUUCCAAGCUAAAUAUUGGGGUCUCAAAUAUGCAGUUGGUGCAGCCACAACUAUUCUGAAGGUCGAUCAAAUUAUAAUGGCUAAACGUGCUGGUGGACCAAAGCCACGGCAAAAUGCCGGUAGUGAUGACGAAAGUUAGAUUGACAGUUGCAGAGGCGCUGGAUGAAAUAUGCAUUAAUUUCUUAUGUAUUAAUUACCACAUUUCUCAUUAAAAAACUAUUAAUUUACUAAGUUAUCUGCUACUUACACACGUUUGAAAUAACGUAUACAAUUUUCAAUAAAAUAAUAGAAUAUAUUACAAGUUUUCGUCAAAUUUCGAUAUGAAAUUAUUUGUAUUGUAUUUAACGUAUUUUUUUCAAUCUAUUGCAUGUAAAAGAACAUUGUAUGCGAAAAGCUAAUGUGGAACAGCAAUCAAGUUUGCGAAAUAUAUGGACAGUAAAAUGAACUAAUCACAAAA